AUGAAGCCGGGAAGGCCCGGUAAACGGGUGAGGGCUGAUGAAUCUUUUUUCGAUCAAGGAAACAAUGAAAACUCCGGGUCGUACCUCAAAAUCAAACUCCUCUCGGGGAAAACACUUAAAUCCAGAGGCUGGCCAUGGGUGCAGUUAGGUGUUAGAGGUGUCCUGGGGGAUGUUGACAAGUUGGAAAAGGCUAGUUUUUUGACUGAUGGAUCUUUGCUCGUCAAAACGAAACAUGCUCUCCAAACUGAAAAGUUUCUGAAAGUUAGGAAAUUUGCAAAUGAGGACUGUGAAGUAUUGAAAGAUGAAAGGCUGAACACAUCACGGGGCACUAUUCGUGCAUAUGACUUAGAAGAACUUAGCGAGGACGAGGUGGUCCAGUGGCUAAAGGACUUUGGGGUUGUUGGAGCAAAGCGCUUCACCAGGAAAGUGAAUGGACAAACACAAGGGACCCCAACCCUGCUACUUACCUUUGACAGACCAUCCUGCCCAACAAAACUGCAAAUGGACUAUGUGACAUACCACGUGCACACGUAUAUACCAAACCCCCUGCUGUGCUACCGGUGCGGCAAAUUUGGGCAUGCUCAGGAGCGAUGCACUAAAGACAAGGUAUGUCUAAACUGUGGACAAAUGCCUCAUGAGGGAGAAUGCACGCCCCAGUGCAUCAACUGCCGACGCACUGAUCAUGGGUGUCAAUCUCAUGACUGUGAAACAUGGCAGAAAGAGAAAGAAAUAUGUAGGAUCAAAGUGGAAGAGGAGGUAUCUUUCAGCCAAGCCAGGAAACUGUAUGAUGACCGCCAUGAGCCCCCUGUUCUCAGAAAUUAUGCUGCCACUGUGCGCACUCCACAUAUUACUGGAAGGCAGGAGGAUGAGGAGUUGAAAGGAAAGGUAGAAAAGCUAGAGAAGAAGGUAGAUGAGAUGAUGACAUUGCUCAAAAAACUGACUGAGUCGCAGAUCACAGAAAGUACCUCUAAAGGUGCUGCUAGUACAACAGACACAGUACGUGUAAAGGAAACCCAGAGGGAUGUAUUACAGAGAUCGAGAGGUGAUGAGACAAUGGGAGAUGCUACAACAGACAGUGAUGAAGGGGAGGUGAAUGAUACGAGGAAAACUCAUGAAAUUACGCAACCCAUGGAAAGAGAUGAGGGAGACGAAAUGAUUCAGACAUGUGACUUGACACAGACAAUAGACACAGUGAAAAAGACCAAAGAUGCUGCCAAAUGGCAGACUGUACAAAGGCAAAAGGGUUUAGGACGAGGAAAAGGCAAAACCAAACCACAGGUAUCUGCUUGUCCAGAUACCAUCCCCCCCGCUCCCCCGCUUGUGAGAGCAGGCAUAUCCAAUGAAAGAGCAGGGGACAAACCCAUGACAAGAAAGCAGUCAUGGGUAGAUAUUUCACAAGCGGCAUCAGACAACUGAUUGGAGUGAAUAGUAUAUUCACUAGUAGCUAGUUAGUUUUUCUUU
Molecule: messenger RNA, 1461 nt
Organism: Amphibalanus amphitrite
Lineage: Eukaryota; Metazoa; Arthropoda; Thecostraca; Balanomorpha; Balanidae
Exons: 1
Coding region: 1-1416 (471 amino acids)
Molecular function (GO): nucleic acid binding; zinc ion binding
Source: RefSeq, a predicted model, not a curated record